Molecule: messenger RNA, 564 nt
Organism: Ilex paraguariensis (yerba mate)
Lineage: Eukaryota; Viridiplantae; Streptophyta; Magnoliopsida; Aquifoliales; Aquifoliaceae
Source: the annotation of a GenBank genome assembly
AUGGUUAGGGUUGUGUUCUACUCUGAAUCCUCUGCUACUCAUUCUUUUGUCUCUCUAGGAUCUAAAGAUAGUGAGGAGGAAGAACAGGCAGGUUCCUCUCCUCGAGAGAUAGACCAUCCUAUUAUAGAUGUUUUUGAAGAGGUACUUCCCCUAGUUAUGGUUGUUGUGGGGGAAGACAUCCUUAGGCCUUUUGAGGAGGUGCCCUUGGUGAGGGAAACUUCAAUCACUACGCUGGCGGAGUUGCCCCUAACGACUGAACAAGAUCCUAUUGACGUGUCACAUUCUGAGGGGCGCUUAGAUCCCAGUGUAAGGUCUUCACCUGCCCUAGGUGGGACCUUUCUUUUUCCUGAGAAAGCUUCAGGUCCUACUAUCCAGGUCUCAGUUUCCUCGAACCCUUUUGUGCUAGUGAUUGUGGGUGACCAACAGACGACUGGGGAUAACUCUCACCAACCAGCUCAGUUUGGUAUUAGUCCUGCAUUCUUGGUUUGCCUUGCCUUAGUUGUGCAAGCCCUUUUGUCCAUAAUUCCCAAGGAGUAUCUCUACGGAAUGGGGAAACAUUUUUAG